Molecule: messenger RNA, 1155 nt
Organism: Ichthyophthirius multifiliis
Lineage: Eukaryota; Ciliophora; Oligohymenophorea; Hymenostomatida
Product: kelch motif family protein, putative
Exons: 3
Molecular function (GO): protein binding
Source: RefSeq, a predicted model, not a curated record
AUGCCAUUAAAUCCAUUUACUCCAAGAACAGGACAUUGUUCAACAAAAGUAGAUAAUAAUAACAUAUAUAUAUUUGGAGGAUAGAACUUUUAAUAGAAUAAACAUUAUGAUGAUUUUUUACAUUUUGAUUUAGGUUUUUAUUUUAUUUUUCUAUAAAAUAAUUUUUUAAUUUAAAAAAAAGAAAAGGAAAAUUCAAAUAUUCGAAAAAUAAAUAAAUAAUAAAAAACAUUAAAUAUAAAUUAACCUACAGAAAGAAAUUCGAGUGCAAUGUGUUAUAAUUACAUUGAUAAUUAAAUAAUUUUGUUUGGUGGCGCUGACUCUUAAGAACCUUUAAAUGAUUUAUUUAUUUAUGAUUUAGGGCUUUAAUAAUGGAAAAAAGCUCAAAUUUCAAAUAUUAAUGAUCAUUUUAAAGGUUUAGAAAUGCAUAGUAUCCAUUUCUAUACAACUAACGGUGAUUUGAAAGCUAAAAAGAAAAAGAAAAAAAAAAACAAUAAUAUUGUUGGAUUAGAUAUUGGUGAUUUUACUAAAGAAACUAAUUCUCAAGGAUAACCUAUUCCACAUGAAAAUUUAAUGAAAAUUACUAAAGUAAAUAUUGAGUUUGAUGAUAAAAAUGCAGUUUUUGAAAAUUAAAUUGAAUCUGAUAAUAAAUAAGAAGAAAAUAAUGAAACAUAAUAAUUAUAAGAAUAAGAAGAAGAAGAAUAAAAAAUAGAAGAACAAAAAAAUGAAAAUUAAUAAAAAUAUCUAAUUAUUAUUGGAGGAAGAGAACAUGAGAAAAUUAAGAAUGAAAUUUAUGCACUUAAUUUAUAAAGCUUUCAUAUAAAAAAAUUUAAAGAAAUGCCUUUUGGACUAUGUGCUCAUACGUCAGUAAUAGUUAAUGAUUUAAUUUAUAUUUUCGGAGGUACUAAUGGUUUAGAAUUUUUCGACAAAUUUUUAAUAUUUUCACUUUCUAAUUAUAAAUUUUAUGAAUUCGAUAUUAGUGAUAGUGAAAAAAAAAAAAAAAUUAUUAAACCAAGAAUGGCAUCAAGUAUGUCAUAUGAUCCUGUUACUAAAAAUAUUUGUGUUUUUGGAGGAGCAGGAUUUGAUGAUGAAUGUUCUACUUUAAUUUGUUUUAAUGUUGAUGAAUAUAAUCUUACUAAAAGAGUUAUAAGAAUAUGA